AUGGAGAGAUACAGGGCAAGAAUUGGUUUGGCUCAGGUUGUGGUUAAUGUAUCUAAUAAAAUAUGGGCAUUCAUAGAUGAAGUGUAUGAGGUGACAAUUCUGUACAACAUGACUCAACAGUUGACUCUCAAAUUGUUUCACACAGAAACUCAUAUAGAGCUUAUACUUACUCUAGUGUAUGCUAAAUGUGAUGCAAUAGAGAGGAUAGAACUAUGUGAUUCUCUUUAUGCAAUGGCUACUGAUAUGACUUCUCCUUGGCUUGUGGGAGGGGAUUUCAAUGUUAUAUGGGAUGAGGAGGAAAAGUUUGGUGGGCUCCCUGUUCAUUUAAAUGAGAUUGAUGAUUUUAGGCACUGCAUUAACACUUGCAACCUCACAGAUUUGGGUUUCAAGGGGAGUAUUUACACAUGGUGGAAUGGAAGAUCAGAAGAGGAUUGUAUUUUUGAAAGACUUGAUAGAUGCUUGGGUAAUUUAGAGCUGCAGCAAACUUUUCCAGGACUUGAGAUCACACAUUUAUCAAAAAUUGGAUCAGAUCACUGCCCACUGUAUCUGAAAUGUGACAUUGAAGCUGCUCCAAUUAGGAAGUCCUUUAGAUUCCUCAACUUCUGGACUAAGCAUGACACUUUCAAAGAUGUG
This is a messenger RNA of Nicotiana attenuata, 633 nucleotides long. RefSeq lists its product as uncharacterized. The record is from RefSeq and is a predicted model, not a curated record. The annotation marks the transcript as partial. The transcript has a single exon. NCBI's taxonomy places the organism in Eukaryota, Viridiplantae, Streptophyta, Magnoliopsida, Solanales, Solanaceae.